Molecule: messenger RNA, 573 nt
Organism: Ambispora gerdemannii
Lineage: Eukaryota; Fungi; Glomeromycota; Glomeromycetes; Archaeosporales; Ambisporaceae
Source: the annotation of a GenBank genome assembly
AUGAAUUUUGCGAGUAAUCAGGUUCAUUAUAAUGAUGGACAAUAUAACACAAGAAAUUUCGAUUCGCCGAACAAAAAACGUGAUCCUUAUCUAUCACAACAAACUGAUCAGUCGAUUAUUAUAGAUCUCACUUCGAAAGUAAACAAACUCGAGAUUAAAUUUAAGUCUUCAAAGACUAAUGAAGAAGAAUAUUUUGAUGCGAGCGAAGAAGAGAAUUAUACUAUAUACGAUAACGACGACGAUGAGAUUGAUGAACAUGAUUACUUGAUGGAAUACGAAAUGUUUUUAAUCGAUUUCAAAAUAGAAUCAAGACAUGGUGUGUGCAAUAACAAUAAAAGUGAUAGCGAAAAAUUUUCGGCACCUGAAUUUAAAAUCGACACGUCAUAUCUGUCACCCCCUGACGAGAAUCGAGAAAUUAUGAGAAAACAAUGGCCACAAAUGGAUGUCGAAAAUAUCGAUCCUAGAUACUUGUGUCCACCCGGAUGGCAUAUUCGCCGCAUGCAAAAAAUGUUUUUUGAACAUCGGCGUGAGUAUAGAAGUCAAAUGAGAGGGUUUGAUGUGGAUAAAGAGUAA